This is a messenger RNA of Thamnophis elegans (Western terrestrial garter snake), 1614 nucleotides long. RefSeq names its product glutathione S-transferase kappa 1 (gene GSTK1). Gene Ontology annotation, molecular function: glutathione transferase activity; glutathione peroxidase activity. Bases 89 to 832 code for a protein of 247 amino acids. Gene Ontology annotation, biological process: glutathione metabolic process. Gene Ontology annotation, cellular component: mitochondrion; peroxisome. The record is from RefSeq and is a predicted model, not a curated record. The transcript has 8 exons. Lineage: Eukaryota; Metazoa; Chordata; Lepidosauria; Squamata; Natricidae.
CCGAGAGCUGCACGUGACGACGUAAAGCGCGUCUUUUUUUGGAAGGGGUGAGUUGUGGCUGUUGCCUUCUUCCCUUUUCUUUGGAGGCAUGUGGACCCGCAAGUUUUCCCUCGUCAACCUGGCUUUCCGACAGAGCAUGGCUACAGGGCGCGGGAGUUCGGGGGUCAGCAAGAAGAAGGUGGAGUGUUUCUACGACGUCGUAUCCCCCUACUCCUGGCUUGGCUUUGAGAUUAUUUGCAGGUACCGUCCGAUCUGGAAUCUAGAUGUGCAUUUGCGGCCAGUUUUUCUUGCAGGAAUAAUGAAGGCAACUGGGAACCAGCCCCCAGCAAUGCUUCCCAAGAGAGGAGAAUAUAUGCUAAAGGAUAUCAGUCAAAUGGCAAAGUAUUGCCAAGUGCCAAUGAAUAUACCGAAGGAUUUCCUAAACACUGUGAUCGUGAAAGGAAGUCUGCCUGCCAUGCGUUUCAUCACUGCUGUGGAUAUAGCAGAACCUCAGUUUCUGGAGUCUGUUUCUAGAGAACUCUGGAUGCGUAUUUGGUCCAGGGAUGAAGACAUAGUUCAGCCAGAAAGUAUAUUGGCAGCUGCAGAGAAAGCAGGCUUGUCCUCAGGUAAAAGCCAGGAGCUUCUGAAAAUGAGCACCUCACCUGAGGUGAAGAACCGUCUGAAAGAGACAACGGACGAAGCCCUGAAGUUUGGGGCGUUUGGAAUGCCGUGUUUUGUUAUCCAGACUGACGGACAACCCCAGCUUUUCUUUGGUUCAGAUCGUAUCGAACUACUAGGAAAUGUUUUGGGAGAGAAGUGGCUGGGGCCAGUUCCCACAUCAUCUAAGCUCUAGUUCUCAGGAGCAAUGAGAAAAGUCAGCAACCUAGUAAAAUUAUAAACAUCAUAUCCUUCCUACUUUUUACAAGAUGACUGGCACUGGAACUGUCUUAAUAUAAAAGAUCAGAAUAAUUGUCUUCAAAUAUCAUGCAACUGCCAAGAUUGAAGCUCUCACAGCAGAGAGCUGUUAUAUAGCCCUUCUUGCAACCACUGAGUACCAGGAUCUAGAUGGCUCCUGAAUGCAAUGAAUUGUCAUAGAAUAAUAUCUGGUUACCUGCGAUUGAUGAUUCCCCCCAAAAAUGACACUGGCCACCUGGUGGUCAAGAUAACUGACAAUUAACAUGUGUUAGGAAUCUUCAGUAUUCAGGAUGCUUGUCUGCAAAAAUUAUUUUCUGUCUUUUACCCUCUUUAGCAGCCACCACCGCAACGAGCUAUUAUAAGUCUUGUUGAGAAAAGCAUCUAUCUGUAAAAAUAUGUAUAGGUUACUUUUCAUCAUCAUUCACCAUCAUUUAUAUAAUACUGCAUUUUAUACUCUCUCCUUAUUUAGCAACAGCAUUGUUCCAGAAACUUUGUCAUUAAGGGAAAUAGUUUCUAAAUAGGUGUGCAUUAGAGAGAGACAGAUGCUGUGAAAAUUACUGGUUGCUGCCUUCUCAUUCAGAUGAGGUUUCAUGCAACUAGAAUAGUGUUACUUUCACUCCAGUGUGCAUUGUUCUUAGGUACAAGAAGCUUGGUCAUAUGUGUGCGGUAUUUUUCGGACUAUAAGACACACGGGAGCAUAAGACACACCAUGAUUUUGAA